AUGGAAAACGUUCCCGACCAAGGAGGAGGCCACGGGGCCGGGCAAGGGGAAGACCGAGGGUGCUACGACCAAGGCCGAGACUACGACCAAGGCCGAGACUACGACCAAGGCCGAGACUACGACCAAGACUACGACAGCCCAUAUGAAUUCACCCCGGUCACGGACUUGAGCGACCAGGUGGCCGACUUGAGCGACCAAGUGGAAGUCCUCUACUCGAUAGACACCCUGAGUUCCGUCGUUCCUAUCAACUUAACCGACUCCAGUCAUGACAUCUACAAUGACGACAGUGUGUACUACGCUGUGUACGAAGACGACUGGCGACAAGCCCGUUCGUAUGACCUCCGAUUCGACUCCCCCUACCGUGAGCAGUACCGACCACUCCGGCAUGAGGCUGCAGUUCACCGGUCUACCCCGGUCGACGAGAUGUCGGGUCGUGAGUUGUCGGGUGCGAGCACUCCGACGCACGUGUGUGCUGCGGCACAUGGCAGAGCGGGGAGCGGGUCAAAGGGGGGCCCGCGGGCGACGGGCACACGAGCGUCGGGCACCCGGGUUGUUAAAACCACGGACAGUUCGGGAGCCGUGGUUGUAACCGAAACAGAGUCGCCGAUAGUCACUCCUUGUCCCGAGUUUGUGGACAGUGCUUUGGAGUACUUCUGGCGCGCGUGCUACCGCGCCGUAGUGGAUGCGCGAAGGCUCGUGGGGGCGGAUGCCUCAGCGGACGACGCCUUUUACGUCUUCGCGCAACUGUGUCCGGCCAUUGAGGUCGUCCCGGCCGGGCGGAUGAAGAAACGACGCGCGUCGAAAGCGUUCGAUCCCAGGACGCUACGGCAAAGACACGCUCCCACGACUGCACGACCUCCCGCCGUCAUCAACCUUGACGAUGACGUAGCGGCCCACUUUGUGGUGAUUGCGGACAGUGACACAGACAAGGAAACGACCCAAGUGGGAGCGACUCAAGUGGGAGCGAAGAAAUCGGAAGCGGUCGAUAUAAGGAGCGAAGCAGUCGAUAUAAAGGGCGAAGCAGCCGAUAUAAAGGGCGAAGUGGUCGAUAUAAAGGGCGAAGUGGUCGAUAUAAAAGGUGAAGUGGUCGAUAUAAAGGGCGAAGUGGUUGACGCAGAAGGCGGAAGGAGUGAUUGGACAGAGGGCGGAAGGAGUGAUUGGACAGAGGGCGAAGCUAUCAAUCGGGAGGUUGCGAUGGUGGUGGAAAAAUCUGAACGGAAAAGACGUUCCCGGCCUCCUCCGAAAGUGGACCGCCGAAAUUCAGUAGAAAUUCAGGGGUUGAGUGUGAGGACGGUGGACGUCCGAUACGUCGUUCGUUGCUUCAGCGAGGUCGGAAGCUACACUAUCCCGAAUCUGCCGGACGUGCAAUGGAUUCGAGAUCGUUAUACCUUUGACCAGGACACAUUUUCCAAGACAAGAGACAUUUUAGAGCUGAGGGACAGCGCCUUUCAGGACAUGGCGCACUGGACGUUCACCGUCAUUACCGACUACACUGUGUCCGGCCCUGCGGUCGUUCCGGGGUUCGGCGCAGUAGCCGGCGUUGGGGCGUUGGGUGUGGUUGACCGACCGAUGGUUGACCGACCAAUGGUUGACCGACCAAUGGUUGACCGACCAAUGGUUGACCGACCAAUGGUUGACCGACAGAGUACGGGAAGUGUUGAAAGCGGAGAAAAGAGUAGUUGCCCCGAAAAGGGGAGUUGCCCCGAAGCUGGCGAGGAUGACUCUGCUCGAAAACUAGCACGAGUGUUGGUUCGGCGCGACAUUGAACAAAGGCGACACUUCACAAAAAUGAAGAUCGGGAAGAACAUGAACAUGGUGGCGCCUAAAUCCGCAGCGGAUUUAAUUCACGGAUUAUCCUGUCCAAUUUGCUACCUCCAAAUUUGCGAGACUCCGCAAUCUGUGCAAAAUAAAAUGGACGAAACUUACGAGCUCCGUGUGCCUCCUUGCGGUCACUACCUGUGCACACCAUGUCUGACACUCUGUUGCAAAAUGAAACUAAAUUGUCCAAGCUGUAGAUCCAAAUUGGAACCGGCUUAUAAACUUUUGCCAAUCCAAACAGACAAGCCAAGGCCUAACAACCACCUCAAGGAAUUCAUAGACAAGAUGCUCGGGCCUAUUAUCUGA
Messenger RNA from Gregarina niphandrodes, 2124 nucleotides. RefSeq lists its product as hypothetical. The transcript has a single exon. The record is from RefSeq and is a predicted model, not a curated record. NCBI's taxonomy places the organism in Eukaryota, Apicomplexa, Conoidasida, Eugregarinorida, Gregarinidae. The coding region runs from base 1 to 2124 and encodes 707 amino acids.